AUGAAGUUCAUCCUCCUCUGGGCUCUCUUGAACCUGCCAGGUGCUUUGGCCUUCAAUCCAGAUUCCAGAAAUGGCCACCAGCCUCCUCCCUAUUUGGUCUACCUGAAAUCCGAUUACCUGCCCUGUACUGGAGCCCUGGUCCACCCUCUCUGGGUCAUCACAGCAGCUCACUGCAACCUGCCGAAGCUUAAGGUGGUCUUGGGGGCAACAAAUCCGGGAGACCCCAAUGAAAAGCACGUGCAAGUGGUUAAUUAUGAGAAGGUGAUCCGCCACCCAUACUUCACAGUCACCUCCAUUGAGUAUGACCUCAUGUUGAUCAAACUGGAGAGGGAAGUUCACCUCAAUGACUACGUGCAGCUGGUCAGCCUGCCCCACCACGACGUCCCUGAACACACCACAUGUACUGUCUCCACCUGGGCCUACAGCCUGCAUAGUAUUGCCAGAGACCCCGACUCAAUGCAGAAGGUGAACAUCAAUCUGGUCCCCCAGGGGCAGUGCCAGGACACCUAUAGGACCCACCACAUCCAGGACAGCAUGCUGUGCCUGGGCAUCGUGCCUGGAAGGAGGCUGCCCUGCAAGGAAGUCACAGCUGCCCCAGCCGUGUGCAACGGGACGCUCCACGGAAUCCUGGCUUUUGCAGAUGGGUGUGUGCUGAGGGCAGAUGUUGGCAUCUACACCAGAAUCUUUAGCUACAUGACCUGGAUUCAACAUGUAAUCCAAAACUCCUGA
Orycteropus afer afer is the source of this 729-nucleotide messenger RNA. RefSeq names its product serine protease 58 (gene PRSS58). Gene Ontology annotation, biological process: proteolysis. Gene Ontology annotation, molecular function: serine-type endopeptidase activity. The transcript has 5 exons. Bases 1 to 729 code for a protein of 242 amino acids. The record is from RefSeq and is a predicted model, not a curated record. Lineage: Eukaryota; Metazoa; Chordata; Mammalia; Tubulidentata; Orycteropodidae.